GGAGAUCGGCCGGAACCGGAAGGGAGAGGGGAGUAGACAGACGGGGACAGAUCAGAGUCAGGCAUGGCCAUGGCUGCCGCCGGCGACGAGGCGGAGAUGGUCGAGGUGACGCUGCGCGCCGUCGGCCCGUCCCGUCCCACCACCCUUCGCCUCCCUCCGUUUAUCUCGGUUGCCGAUCUGCGCCGCCACAUCGCUCACGACCGACAUCUCCCACAAGACCGCCUCCGCCUGGUCCUGCGAGGAAGGAAUCUCCCGUGCCAAGACGACGCCCAUGUCAACCUCCGCCACGGGGAUAGUCUUAUAGUGGCCGUGGCACCUAAGCCACCUGCUAAUCAUCUCCGUGACGGUGAUGGUGACGAUGACGAUGAUGAAGAGGAAGAGCUGAAGUUCAAAAUACCAGAAACAACCACCUGGUGGAAGAGAAAAUUUUUUAUAUUUCUUCGAGACAAAUUGAGAUUACCUGAUAUCUUGUUGAUGGUGCUAUUUUCUCUGGGUAUCAAAGCAUGGGUUCUUAUCGCUAUGUGGUUCCUUUUUGCACCUAUUGCUCAAAUGUACGACGUUGGACCUUUAUUUAUACUUGGUACAGGCUUCUUGGUCAUUCUUUGUAAUCUUGGAAGACGACAGCAAGGUGAUGUCAGUGCAUACUCCAUAUUUAAUGAAGACUUCCGGGAGCUACCAGGAACGCUUAACGCGGAGCGCAUCGAUAGAGACAUUCGGGCAGGCCAAUUUUGAGCCCGAAAUCUGAUUUACUGGGACGAUGGGCUUAAUGGGAUUUGUACAGAAGGAUAGUGACUCUUCUUUGGUUCUGAUCCUUUGUACCUGGAAAGACUUUUGAAAGAGGCCCUUAGCAGUGUGAAUUUACAUGUGUACUUCACAGAUGGCCAGCAUUAAGGUUGAAUGGUUGAGAUGCAAUAUGAGUGAGGUUUGAAAGGAGGGAUGCACACAUACAUUUACUAAUAGAUCAGAUAAAUCAAACCGAGUCAAUAGAAGCGCACGUAUGUAUGUCAUGUAGGAGUAUAGGUGAGAUUUCAAUCUACAUCAGGAAUUCAUGAAGUAAAUGUAUAUUACCCAUCAUGCGUUAACAUAAAUAUCAGAUAUUCAGAUCCCGCUGUAUGUACAUUUGCCUUGCAUGAUAAA
Oryza sativa Japonica Group (Japanese rice) is the source of this 1137-nucleotide messenger RNA. RefSeq lists its product as uncharacterized. Gene Ontology annotation, molecular function: protein binding. The record is from RefSeq and is a predicted model, not a curated record. Lineage: Eukaryota; Viridiplantae; Streptophyta; Magnoliopsida; Poales; Poaceae.